Molecule: messenger RNA, 2402 nt
Organism: Symphalangus syndactylus (siamang)
Lineage: Eukaryota; Metazoa; Chordata; Mammalia; Primates; Hylobatidae
Gene: IRGM
Product: immunity related GTPase M
Biological process (GO): innate immune response; autophagosome assembly; cellular response to interferon-beta
Cellular component (GO): endoplasmic reticulum membrane
Molecular function (GO): GTP binding; GTPase activity
Source: RefSeq, a predicted model, not a curated record
GGCAACCCGCUGGGGUCUCAUUCCGCACUGUGGGAGCUUUGUUCGUUUGCUCUUUGCAAUGAAUCUUGCUGCUGAUCAGUUUUUGGGUCCACACUGCCUUUAUGAGCUGUAACACUCACCACGAAAGUCUGCAGCUUCACUCCUGAAGCCAGUGAGACCACGAAACCACCGGGAGGAACGAACAACUCCAGACGCGCCCCCUUAAGAGCUGUAACACUCACCGCGAAGGUCUGCAGCUUUACUCCUGAGCCAGUGAGACCACGAGCCCACCAGAAGGAAGAAACUCCGAACACAUCCGAACGUCAGAAGGAACAAACUGGACAUGCCGCCAUUAAGAACUGUAACACUCACCGCGAGGGUCCGCGGCAUCGUUCUUGAAGUCAGUGAGACCAAGAUCCCACCAAUUCCGCUAGGAGUAGAGAUUGACAUCACCUUCUUUUAAUCAGUCUCAAAUACCUGGCCCCUGGGGGAACCUGCAAAAGCCAGGUUUGACGAAUGCAAUGAUAAUUGUCUAAUCACUGCCUCGAAAAAGAGCAGAGCAUUUGAGUAUGCUUUCUCCUUCUCUCCCUCACUUCAGUUGGGCCCAACAUGACAAUCCUAAUGGAAGCUCGGGGGUCAAGGGCUGGUGGCUUACUUCCUAUAUAUUGCAGCAUUUCAGUACUGCUCUGCACGUGUGCUUCCCCCACCUGAUGAGCUUACUCCAGUGCCCACAGAUACGACAGACUUCCCAAGUGCCCCUCACACUCGAUUAGCUGCAUCCUUUACCUCUUUUUGCCACGCCAUAAGCAUUGGGUUUUUUUUUGUUUGUUUGUUUUGAGAUGGAGUCUCGCUCUGUUGCCAGGCUGGAGUGCAAUGGCGUGUGAUCUCAGCUCACUGCAAUAUCUGCCUCCUGGGUUCAAGCGAUUCCCCUGCCUCAGCUUCCUGAUUAGCUGGGACUACAGGCGCACGCCACCACGCCCAGCUAAUUUUUUGUAUUUUAGUAGAGACAGGGUUUCACCAUGUUGGCCAGGAUGGUCUCGAUCUCCUGACCUCGUGAUCCGCUCGCCUCGGCCUCCCAAAGUGCUGGGAUUACAGGCAUGAGCCACGGCGCCCGGCCAGCAUUGGGGUAUUUUAUUGAAGAUGGAGGCCAUGACUGUUGAGAAAGCCUCAGCAGAUGAGAACUUGCCAGAGGUGAUCUCUGCCAUCAAGGAGACUCUGAAGAUAGUGUCCAAGGCACCAGUCAACAUCACUAUGGCAGGGGACUCUGGCAAUGGGAUGUCCACCUUCAUCAGUGCCCUUCCAAACACAGGACAUGAGGGUAAGGCCACACUUCCUACUGGGCUGGUAAACGCUACCCAAAGAUGUGCCUCCUAUUUCUCUUCCCACUUUUCAAAUGUGGUGUUGUGGGACCUGCCUGACACGGGGUCUGCCACCAAAACCUUGGAGAACUAUGUGAUGGAAAUGCAGUUCAACCAGUAUGCCUUCAUCAUGGUUGCAUCUGCACAAUUCAGUAUGAAUCACGUGAUGCUUGCCAAAACCACUGAGGACGUGGGAAAGAAGUUCUACAUUGUCUGGACCAAGCUGGACAUGGACCUCAGCACAGGUGCCCUCCCAGAAGUGCAGCUACUGCAGAUCAGAGAAAAUGUCCUGGAAAAUCUCCAGAAGAAGCGGAGCUCUAGAAACCAACAAGCGUAUGCAAACCACAGCCACGUACCUCUUGCUGAAAGGAUCCUGAGAGAAAAGCAAGACAAAGAAAUACAGAUGAGCUCUGCAAGCCCUAGAAAUAGCAAGGCCCAGCUCAGCUGGCCUGCCGUGAGACAUACCUCAAGAGUACUCCAGAGAAUUCCACAAGGCCCAGAAAUAUGUUUAGGCAGAAUAAAUUUUGUGAAUGGUAUGCAGUAAAUUUGUUUUUUCUAUGUUUUACCCAUUUGGAUAACUGAGCCAGAGGCAUUAUUGAAAAGAAAUCUCUGCAGCUGACCAUCACCUUGACAGACUUUUAAAAUGGAGCACAAUGAACCAUCCCUUGUGACUCCUUUCAAUAUCUUAUGAUGGAAGGAAACUGUCCCCAAAAUACAGGACUGGGAGUUGUGAAGCUUACUCUUCCUGUCUAAAAGAAGAAAAGAUACAAUUUAAGAGUCAUCACAAGAGUCAAUUAACAGAGGGUAAAGAAGUAGAACAAAUGGAUGAUCCAACAUGGUAGAUGAAUUCACAAAAGAAGGAUGGAAACAGGUCAUCUCAGAAGACAGUACAGUAGAUAGUGUUAUCAGUCCUUCCAGAAGAAAACUAUAAGUAAAUCUGCUCAGGAUAUUCAACAGCUAGCCAGUGCAUAUGACACAUACUGGGUACUUAAAAAACAUUUGUUAAAAAGAAAUGAAUAAUGAUUAUAAAGAAAAAAUAAAUUAAAACUCAUGUUUAGUUAAAAA